This is a messenger RNA of Saprolegnia parasitica CBS 223.65, 1047 nucleotides long. RefSeq lists its product as hypothetical. Bases 1 to 1047 code for a protein of 348 amino acids. The transcript is spliced from 5 exons. NCBI's taxonomy places the organism in Eukaryota, Oomycota, Saprolegniomycetes, Saprolegniales, Saprolegniaceae. The record is from RefSeq and is a predicted model, not a curated record.
AUGGACGACGUCGCGGCCAGCGAGCGCCUCCGGCUCCGCAACCGGCAAAAGCAGAAGCGCCACCGCGACCGCCACAACGCCGAGCGUGACGCACUCCUCACUGAGGCGACCUCGACGCUCGUGCCCUGGACAGCGAUAGCUGCCGCACUUGCCGAAGAGGCCUUGGAAGCCGAGGCAACGCGAGCCGCUCUAAACACGCAUCGGGAGCGACUGGAGAAGCUGAGCCGGUCGCUCGCGUCCAUGGUCUCGACCGUUGCCCGCGGCGUGCCGAUGCACGCUGAGCCAUGGAGCUCGAUCGCGCUCGUCGCCGAGCCCAGCGCGCGGCAGCUGGGCCUCGACUGGUUCACGCGCCACUUGCACGCCAACACGGAGCGCAUGCUGCAGCUCAGCGCCUUUCCGUGCGAUGGUGCGGUGAAAGACACGAUCGUGCGCGACUGUGGCAACGGCAUCGCCGACCUCCUCGGGCGUAUCCAGAUCGAGUAUGGUCUCUCGCUCGAGAGAGCGCACGCCGCGCUCCGUGGUCGCAUUUGGGCGGAGCUCGCCGGCGUCAACAGCGCGUGCGCAGUGGAGCCACUCGACACGGACCUCAUUGCACGCAUCGACCACCCGUCGUGCAUGUCGUACCUGCGUUCGGCCAUCUCGGCGGACGAGUCCAACUUUUUUGUCGCGCGGGAGGUCGCCACGCGUGACCGCAUCGUCUUUGCCCAAGGCAACUUUACGCAAGACGCCUUGCAGCCGGCGAAUUUGCAAUGGCGCCCGCGCAUGUACUGGUACAUCCUGGACCGCAUCGGGCCGCACCGCACGCGCCUUCGGGCCAUGUUGUACAAUGGCCCCAAAAUACAAGCCGGCACGCUCGUGCCGUGGCAGCGGGACACGGGCUUGAUGAACCUCGCGGCCGCCCCGGACACUGAUACCUUGGACUUUGACACGUUCCGCCGCCUCGUACGCCGCCACGUGCAGCCAAUCAUGGACGUCGACUACGCGGCGCUGCUGUUGCCCGAGGCAAGCCCCGACUCGAUAGCGAAUGAACGGUUGGACCUUGCGUAA